AUGGUUAAGACCCCGCUGUUCUUAUUCAUUAUAUCGGCCGGCAGCUGCAAUGCCUUGAGUCUCUGUGCAGGACGGCAUUAUUGUCCCUGGACGGGGCCGGUACAAAGUGCAUCAGAGCCCAAGGAGGAUGCAAAUGUUGCCGCCAUAGAACUACCGAAGCAGCAGGUGCACUUCUCAAGAUUACCAAAUGUAGAUAAGAUUACAGAAAAACCUUCACCCAGUGAAGCAUUCUCUUUGCUCGACACGGUCUCCGACAAGCUCCAAACCGAUGUGCUACAUGGCUUGGACGAGGAGACUACUCUCUAUGACCGCACCUGGGCUUCGAGAGGAAAUGGAUGGGACGCUCGAGUGGAAUUGAAGCUAAGACCAGGGAACCGGGCGAUGUCUAGUCUGGACUGGGCAACUAGAUGGGAGAAAGCAAUGGACUGCCUCUCGUCAAAGGAGCUUGAGAAUGUGGAUAUGUAUGAAAUGGAUGAGCUUGCCCUUGCAGCCUUCUGGGACCGGGUGUGGGGAUGCUAUGUACCAUAUGCAGGUGGACGUGACGAAUGA
Messenger RNA from Aspergillus caelatus, 549 nucleotides. RefSeq lists its product as uncharacterized. The coding region runs from base 1 to 549 and encodes 182 amino acids. Lineage: Eukaryota; Fungi; Ascomycota; Eurotiomycetes; Eurotiales; Aspergillaceae. The record is from RefSeq and is a predicted model, not a curated record. The transcript is spliced from 4 exons.